GUAUGAUCGGCCAUAUUGAAACGCGAACGUGUUGAGGAAGUUCUUCAGUGAGAGUCUUGCACGUCUCGUCGCAGUCCCAUUCAGUCAUCAGCGACAACGUCGUGUCAUUCAACCAUCUAAAGCAGCUACCAUAUUUGUGGUGUUAUCUUCUGAUGAGCUUACUUGGUGGCGGCAUGUUUUGGAGAUUCAACAUGCAUGCCGGUGCGGCCAUUGACGGCCUUUUGGACAGAGAGGACUGCACUUUGACUGAUCUCCUCAAUGAGGAUGAUGUUCUUCAAGAGUGCAAGGCAAACAACAGAAAACUGAUUGAUUUUCUUAUCGAUCAGAAAGUCAUGGAAGAGAUGGUACAUCUGGUUGUCACAGAACCAGAGGAGGAUCCCGAUGGCAAAUUUAAAUACAAGCAUUCAAGCAUGGCCUGUAAUCUUCUCACCUCGGAUGUCAUCCAGAUUGUUGACAAGCUAGCAAGUGAGACAAGUCUCUUAGAUCAAUUGUGGUCAUUUCUUGACACAGACAAGAGUCUCAAUGCUCUUUUGGCAGCGUAUUUUAGCAAAGUCAUUGCCACGUUGCUGAAGGCAAAAACGGAAAUAAUGUUGGAAUAUAUUCGAGGUAAAGCCAAUGCAAUUCAACUGUUUCUAGAUCAUAUUGAUACAUCAGCAAUUAUGGAUCUUGUGCUUGUUCUGACGUCUUGCUCUGAGGUUCCUGAACAGAAAGCUGAGCUCAUGUUGUGGCUGGAGGAAGAGAGACUGAUUCCACGUCUUGUAGAUCUCAUUGAUCCUUCAGUAGAUGAAGCCAGACAGAGUAAUGCAUCACAGACACUGUGUGAAAUGCUUAGAAUGUGUAGAGAGAAUGGACUUCUUCAGCCAGCUGAUGUGAAUCAACCAGAUCACCUUCUGUGCAUGCUUGAAGAUCCAUCCCUUGUUUCUCAGCUGCUGUCCAACAUGUUAAAGUCAUCAGAUACUUAUUAUCCUCUCAUCCUUGGCAUCACCUACAUCCUCACUCUCCUUGAGCCACGGUCUCAAGUCUCAGAGGAUAGUCCGUUAGGAUUCACUAUCUUUGUUCCUGAAAAAUCUGUGCCUGCUGCCACAAAUGCGGGUGCUAUCGUUGAAGUUAUUAUUCCUUUUCUUCCUAAAUUUCACCAGAUGUUGGAGUCUCCAGCUAGCAUGCUUCCCGUGGAGCUAACCAUUGGGACACUUGAUCCUCCUUUUGGUAAUGCAAGGCUGCAAAUUGUGAGGCUUAUUGUAGCUCUUUUAGUCACAGAUGUUCCAGAUGUUUACACACAGCUGGCCCAGCUGAAUACAUUGAAAGUGCUUCUGGAUCUCUUUUUUCAUUAUGAUCUCAAUAACUUUUUACAUCUCCAGGUAGAGCUGGCAGUCAAGACUGUCCUAUCAUCUCCUGUAGCAUUGGACAACAAUGAUUCUGACCACAACACAUCAUUGUUUGCUUCGCUCUUUCAAGAUUGUCGACUUCUCCAGCGUAUUGUCUUAGCGGGUGAGGAAGAUGUUCUCUCACAGAACCAGCGAGGAGCAAGAAGGAAGGGCUACAUGGGUCACCUAAAUCAGAUUGCUGCUGAUAUAUUGAAGGAAGGCGAUGUGCAGCCAAGAAUCAAGGCAGCCAUUGAAGAGUUGACUGAAGAGGAUCACCAACUGUGGACGGACUUUGUUAUGGGACCAUAUGCAGAAGUACGCCGGAAGAAUGAUAUGGAUCUUGGAGGCAAACGUCCACUCAUGUCUUCCUUUGACGAAUCUGGUGAGGAAGAUGAUUUUUCAACGCCCACAUUUAAUAGGCAAGGGAAUGCGCAAGACUCAAGUUUAGCACAAGAAUACACACACUACCAGAUGCAGCAGAUGAGUAGUGAGUUUGUUGAGUCGUUUGGACUUGACGACGAAGAGUUCCCAACAUCUGAGGAGUCGACAGCAGCAAAAUUUGAUCGAAUACAGUAUUUCGACUUCUCCAUUCCUUCAGAAGAAGACAACUCCGGAGCUGCCCUAUUUGAAGCUUGCUGUCAUGAAAGAAUUCAACCAUAUGGUGAGUUGGAUGAAGAUGAAGUUUGGCAAGAGAAGGAACUAACAUAUGCAGAGACGCCAACUCAAGAAAGGAUGGCAACCGGACGAAUGGCAAACACAGCUCAUUAUGGAAAUACGAGUAGUGAAGAUGAAGCAUUUUGUCAUGAUGAAAGAGAGGUUAACAAUCAGAGUGACAGAUCUUUUUCUACACAUAUUACUAUCACACCAAGCAAGGAUGAACCUGAUGAUGAUGAUAUGGAAAUCGAAUUUGAGAUGAUGAAUUGGCCUCAAAAGAGUGAAGAUGACAGCAGUCGAGAUCAACAAAUUGCCAUAGAUGCUGACAUCCCAGAUUGGGCACGAGAGCCAAUUACUGCUCAACAGGAAGCAGGAUGGGCUGAUUUUGAUAAUCUAGGCGAUUCACCCUUUGAUAAUGAUAUAGCAAUGAUGUCGUCAGCACAGCAGUCGCCGUCUUCUUCAAAGUACACUGCAGAACUAGCAGAGGAACUGAUGGGAAAGGUAGAUGACACAGAUCAGGGUAAUGGUGAAGUAGGAACAGAUGAUGAAUCAGAUGAAUCAGAUGAUCGGAGUGGAAGUUACUGUUUUGUCACUGAAGAGGAAGGAGGUGAGGCUCUAUACAACAAUCCAGAGAAUCAUUCACCCAUAACAACCAGCAACCAUUCAGAGCAAGAUGAUGAAGCUGAUGCAGAAUUAGUUGAAGUUAACAUAGAGAUGGUCAAUGACAUCACGGAUGAUCAUAUAGAUUCACAUAAUCCAAGCACAAAAGAUAGUCAAAAUGCAGAUGCAUUGAAUGACCUACCAGAUUCAAGACCAACAUCUACUAGUGGCACUGAAGCAACACCGUGUGCCAUAUCAACAAGUGAGGACAUGGGCCCUAUGGUUGAAGCAAGACAAACCCCUGAUGAUGACAACUUAGUACAAAACUACACUUUUCUUUCGAAUAGUGGAAUGAUGAAGACGGCAGAUAGCGUGUCCAGUGAUGCACAGGAGGAAAAAAUUGGGGACUCACAAGGGGUUAGUGGGAAUAGAGAUAUUGAACAGGCUAGGGAGAAGGCUAGACAAGCAAUGGACUUGUAUGACACUCACAGGGUUAGCAAUGAAACUGACACUAACUAGACAUAAGGAGGUUGUAUAGUACCUCAUUGUUAUUGUCAUAGCUUGAAUGUACUUCCUGUAUUCCGCAUUUUGGAGUCACAUUCACUGUAUUUUUGGUUGGGGGAUAGUCAAGUUGUCGCUUUGUAUGAUUAGCUAUGUAAACAGUAAAUGUCUCAGGUGAUGUGUA
Messenger RNA from Corticium candelabrum, 3303 nucleotides. RefSeq names its product serine/threonine-protein phosphatase 6 regulatory subunit 3-like. Bases 153 to 3137 code for a protein of 994 amino acids. Lineage: Eukaryota; Metazoa; Porifera; Homoscleromorpha; Homosclerophorida; Plakinidae. The transcript is spliced from 2 exons. Gene Ontology annotation, cellular component: cytosol; nucleus. The record is from RefSeq and is a predicted model, not a curated record. Gene Ontology annotation, molecular function: protein phosphatase regulator activity; protein phosphatase binding.